UCUGGAUUGUCUUCACUAUAAAAGAUUAGUGAAAUGGAUGCUCCUUCAGAUUUCAGCUACCUACAUACCCCUCCCAUCAAACCUUAUAGCUAUACGACAGUUGCAAAAGUUGCAAAGGAGAAUGCCUUUCAUCAUCCAAAUAAGGAGGUUUUUAUACUUAGAGAAGUGGACGGGUCAAGGUCAAGUUUGACUAAUGCUGCUUUGUACCAACAGGCUGAACAACUUGCGAGGUACCUUGUGACACAAGGAAUACAGAAAGGAGACGUUGUAGCCUUGGUAGGUCCGAAUACACUAGAGAUGGUUAUUGGAAUGUUGGGCAUAUUGACAGCUGGAGCUGUUGUCUUGAAUGUCACCAUCAACAUGAAAACAGCACUAGAUGUUAAAGAAUUAUUUCAAUUAGCGCAUGUGAAAUGCGCUCUAGUGGAUACUGGCAAAGACAAUAGUCUUCUUCCCCCAGUCAGGGCUAUGCUGCAGCACUGCAAUGUUCAGACAGAUGAAACAAACGAAGAUAGCGACAGAAAAUUUAUUCUUCUGCGCAAAGCAGACCUCCAUGAUUUCAAGACGGCGGAAUCAUUGGAAACUAUACAAUUACAAAAUCUCUCUGAAGUCGAACUUCCAUCCAUUUAUCCAGAAGAUAAUGCCAUAAUAUUCACAACAUCUGGCAGCACUGGAAAGCCUAAAAUGGUAUUUCACUCUCAUUUUGACUUUGCAAGUUAUCCGUUACCAUUAACUCCGCCUACAGCAGACUAUGAGAUCACUAUUUUCAAUGACAGACCAUUCGCAUGGAUUGGAGGAUCGCCUGUAUAUACUAUCCUUCGCAGUGAAACAAGGGUCGUCAUGGACGCAUCCAUAGCAAUGAACAGUCAAAACACAAAGCUUAUUUGGCAGAUCGUUAAAGAAGAGCGUUGUACCGACGCCUUGAUGUUGCCAUUUGUAAUUCAUGAUCUGCUUGAAUUGACAAAGACCGUUACCGAAGACGACUUCAGAUUGCAACACAUCAUUACUGGUGGUCAGAUGAUAGAUAACUGCUACACCGGAGUCAUAGGGCCAUUUUGCCACAAAAUGAUGAUUGUUUAUGCCUGUAGCGAAGGUAUAGGUAUCACUCUGAAUGGACCAAUAGGUCACGCUCAACCUCUGCUGGCCGGGGAUGUUGGCAAACCUUAUCCAGGGGUGGAGGUCCGAAUUGUUGACUUUCAAGAACUUCCAAUCGCACGGGGAUUAAUAGGAAAAAUUCAGAUUCGUUCGCGGCAAGUAAUGAAAGAAUAUUUUUGUAGUCCCAACCUGACCAAAGAGGCUUUUACAGAAGAAAGAUGGUUCAAGACGGGAGAUAUUGGCAAAAUUUCGGUAGAUGGAAAUCUCAUUCUUCUUGGGAGAGAAAAUGAUGCUAUAUCAAGGGGAACACGCAAAAUAUAUCCUAGCAUGCUGGAGUUCCUAUUGAAGCAAAUGAAGUCGAUCAAAGAAGUUUCUCUGGUACCUGUACCUGACAAAAGACUGUAUGAAGAGAUCUGUGUGUGUUUUGUGUCUUCUGGACAACUUACUUCGCAUGAUGUUCAGAAUUACUGCAAGCAGAACUUGUUCAAGGAAAACACCGUCGAUAGCCUUGGUGAAAUUCCGACAUAUUUCUUGCAGUUUGAAACCUUUCCAAAGUUACCUUCUGGAAAGCCAGACAAGAAAGCGAUACAGAAGGAUGCUACUGUAAGGUUAAGCCUGAUGGGAGAAGUUGUUAAUUCAAACUAG
This is a messenger RNA of Ylistrum balloti, 1737 nucleotides long. Its product is annotated as putative acyl--CoA ligase YdaB. The record is from RefSeq and is a predicted model, not a curated record. Lineage: Eukaryota; Metazoa; Mollusca; Bivalvia; Pectinida; Pectinidae. The transcript is spliced from 2 exons. Bases 34 to 1737 code for a protein of 567 amino acids.